GUCCCCAUCAUCAGUGAUGGCUGAAUGGAGUUGGGUGGCUUACACAGUACUAGAAGUGCUGAUUGCUGCGGCCUGUAGCCUUGGCAAUACAUUGGUCGUGUGUGCAGUGUGUGUCGGCAUACGGGAUUCCCUUCGGGAGCCAACGUUCUGCUUCCUGGUUUCCUUGGCAGUGGCAGACUUCCUGGUGGGUGUGGCCGCAGUGCCCCUGGCUGUACUGUUGGAUGGCUGGGUGAAUCUGACCCCUGACCUGUGCCUGUUUCUCAGCUGUGUCGUCCUCGUGCUGACGCAGGCCUCUGUGCUGUCCCUGCUAGCUAUCGCUGUUGAUCGAUACCUUCGGUUACACACGCCGCACAGAUACAAAGCAAUGGCCACACAGAAGCGAACAUGUUUGGCAGUGUCUGUGUGCUGGAUACUUUCCUGUCUGCUGGGGUUCACCCCACUGUUUGGCUGGCACAACUACUCCACUCUACCAUCUGAUUCCACAAAUACAUCUUCCUCUUCCUUCAUUUCUCCAUCCUGCACCUUCCUCUCUGUUAUCUCCCUUCCUUUCAUGGUUUACUUCAACUUCCUGGGAUGUGUCAUGGCGCCCCUGCUGGUCAUGACCCUCCUCUACAUGCGAAUCUUCUGGAGCCUGCAGGGCCGUCUAAAGGACAGCAGUCCUCAAGCCCAGGCCUCUCUGCUCAGGGAGAGGAGGCUGGCCUGCUCCCUGGCUCUGGUUCUCAUUUUGUUUGCCAGCUGCUGGAUUCCUCUGCACCUGAUGAACUGUCUGCUGCUGUUUCAUGGUCCUCAAGCUGUCACGCAGGGGACACUAUACACAGGCAGGUAUUCUUCUGUCUCAUGCCAACUCAGCUGUCAACCCCGUAGUCUAUGCUUACCGCAUCCCAAAAAUCCAACAGGCCUACAGUCAAAUAUGGAGUCGCUUCCUGAUGAGGCUAAACAGUUGCCAUGGGGACAAGCAAGUUCGCCGAUCAAGUACAGGCCACCGAACCAAUCAUACAGAGACGUGUGGAUCAGGAGGGAGGGCUACACCAUAACACCACAAAACAAAGAUCCACACGGACGUUUUAAGUCAAGGAUGUUUGAGAUUUGA
Messenger RNA from Thunnus maccoyii (southern bluefin tuna), 1090 nucleotides. RefSeq names its product adenosine receptor A1-like. NCBI's taxonomy places the organism in Eukaryota, Metazoa, Chordata, Actinopteri, Scombriformes, Scombridae. The record is from RefSeq and is a predicted model, not a curated record. Bases 17 to 1090 code for a protein of 357 amino acids. Gene Ontology annotation, molecular function: G protein-coupled adenosine receptor activity. Gene Ontology annotation, biological process: G protein-coupled adenosine receptor signaling pathway. Gene Ontology annotation, cellular component: synapse; dendrite; membrane. The transcript has 3 exons.